AUGGAGCCCCGUGUAACGACGCUCACGGAGCGCAUCUUGUCGGAAACCAUUUCUUUCAUCAACUGGGCUGUAGGGGCGAUCGCGGAGUGUUCGGUGCUUCCGAUGAUCGAGGGGGAUACCAGGCAUCUGCUCAAAGGAAACGAAUUUGCCCCCGUGGAUUAUGGCCUGGUAGAGACACCGCCGGCCCUGGAGGGUUGUCCAGCCGCGGAUCGAGCCUUUGAACUCUGGAGGAGGUACCCGGACCUCCGGAACGAAGUACGCGGUGUCGAGUUCAAAUGCUUCGGCGAUAGCGUGACGAGGGUCGCGCAGGAGCGCCCUCGCCACACGAUAGCCCUGACGCCCUCCCAGCAACAGCACGCGGCGGCGGUGCUCGUGUAUUCCUGUACGACUCCUCGUCUGAUCAGGGUGAUUCCGGCUUGGUUUUUCGACUACGCCUUUACCUACUCGCGUGUCUGUACAGUCGCGGAGCCGAUCGGCGCCGCCUACCAUUGCCGCAUAGCCACCCGAGCGCCGGUGGUGUGGGAUGCAUUCGCCAUGCCCAUCGCCUGCCUGGGGAAGGACUUGAACGACAUUCUGGCGUUCUGUCAAGGGAAAUCAGCGCACUGGUCGAACUCGUUCCGAGGAUGGUCGUACGAGCACUGCCCGCGGCCUCGGCCCUGUGGGAUCGAGGAGCAGCUGAUAGGGUCGGGCGUCGGCAUUGACCCGGACGCCUGGUGGAUCGACGACAUCUGUACUCAUUUCGCCACUUAUGGGCGAUACCACGACGCCAGGAAGUUGGACCUUCGGCCGGGAGUGGGCGACUUCGCGUUCGUUCGACGAGCCACGGGAGAAAUGUACUCGGCAGAGCUCAAGAGGGCCGUAACCAGUCUUGGCGCCGAGGGUGAGAUAUGCUGCGUGUCGCGUUUUCGCGACGACAUUGAAGCGACCGUUCGUGGAAGAUACUUCUCGGCCUUGAAUCCGGUCGACAUAUACUUACUUGAGUUGCGGCGGCCUCAGUGGGGCUGGCUCCUUUUGCCGCAGAACAUUUUACCAGAUUCGUGGUUUGACGGAAGCGCCGAAAGUCAGGCCGGUCGCGGACGGCUCUUAAGGUGGAAGCCAGACAGUGCGGACUUCUUCGCGAGGCAUCGAAUCCACGCCAACCCAUCAGACGGGGAGGUGUUUGUUGCCCAGGCGGACCGUAUUCUGAACCGGUACUCCAAUCUGCACGCUCGACCCCGACCAUACUGCCUACCCCUCGGCGUCCUAAAUCUUGAAGCAGGAGAGGGUUCUCUCGACGACGGUGCGAGCAGGGGCUCGGGCAGCGCCGCUGGCAGCGAGGGACCCCGGGCAGCUGCGCCGCGGGCAGGAUGGACGCCGAAGACACGCCCGAGCUGGUCACAACUGACCUUCGACUCCACGGAGGCGGGGAGGUAUAAUCGACAAUGCGAAAAAUUGGGGUGGGGUUCGUUCUAUCCGUUGCAAGCACAUCCCGCUGAGUCGUAUGUGUUCACGCCUUUUCUCAACCAGGAAUUCGCGCUGGGGCAUCCAGACACCCCGUUCAUCAAAGUUCGCUUUGCCUGUAUUUCUUUGGUGGACUCCCUAGCUGCGAUCUCCCUGCACGGCCGCCGGGCGUUUGAAAGGGCGACGCGACAAGGUGAACGAUCCAUCGUUGUGCUCGCGCCAUCUCUUGCGACCGGCGGUCGACAAGCCGGGACACUGAGGGAGCAGGCCAGCAUCCGGUACGUCAUACCAUCGGAGCAGCUGGCGUCGCCCGACCUGGCCGCACGGUUCGAGGCGGCGGCGCGGAGAGGAGCCACCAUCACCAACCCGGUCCCGCUGCCCCUGCGGGAUGGAGAGCUCAUUGACGUGUACGCCGUCCCGCUAGAGAUGGUGGUCUUCAAACUCUUCGACUUGUUUCAACAACUUGGAGGCGCAGGGACCCAAUUUUUUGGCAUCGACCAGUCUUUCGGGACUGAACGACUCCGUUGCGGCUGCACCAUCAACGUACAGGAGUACAUCACCAAUCAGUCCUCGCUACUUCGAGCCUGGGUGGAGGCCGCCCAGACGAUGGCCAGAACCGGGGGCACCCAAGCCCGGCCAAGAGGCAUGACACAACGCAGGAGUGCACGCACUUGUGAGCACUGUCGCUCUCUGAAGCUCGGGUGCAGUUUAGACGCCUCCGGCGAACAGGAGCGGUGCGACCGCUGCAAGGGAGAAGACCGGCUCUGCGUGGUUGAAAAGCAUCUUGAGAAAUGA
Messenger RNA from Fonsecaea erecta, 2235 nucleotides. RefSeq lists its product as hypothetical. The coding region runs from base 1 to 2235 and encodes 744 amino acids. The transcript is spliced from 4 exons. Lineage: Eukaryota; Fungi; Ascomycota; Eurotiomycetes; Chaetothyriales; Herpotrichiellaceae. The record is from RefSeq and is a predicted model, not a curated record.